Messenger RNA from Arvicola amphibius (Eurasian water vole), 1944 nucleotides. RefSeq names its product choline O-acetyltransferase (gene Chat). NCBI's taxonomy places the organism in Eukaryota, Metazoa, Chordata, Mammalia, Rodentia, Cricetidae. Gene Ontology annotation, cellular component: neuron projection; cytoplasm. Gene Ontology annotation, molecular function: choline O-acetyltransferase activity. The transcript has 14 exons. The record is from RefSeq and is a predicted model, not a curated record. Bases 4 to 1944 code for a protein of 646 amino acids. Gene Ontology annotation, biological process: acetylcholine biosynthetic process; neuromuscular synaptic transmission.
AAGAUGCCCAUCCUGGAAAAGGCCUCCCAAAAGAUGGCUGCAAAGCCUUCUAGCAGCCAGGAGGAGCUGGACCUACCCAAAUUGCCAGUGCCCCCACUGCAGCAAACACUGGCCACCUACCUGCAGUGCAUGCAACACCUGGUACCUGAGGAACAGUUCAGGAAGAGCCAGGCCAUUGUGAAGCGAUUUGGGGCCCCUGGUGGUCUGGGUGAGACCCUGCAGGAAAAACUCUUGGAGAGGCAGAAGAAGACAGCUAACUGGGUAUCUGAAUACUGGCUGAAUGACAUGUAUCUCAAUAACCGCCUAGCCCUGCCAGUCAACUCUAGCCCCGCUGUGAUCUUUGCUCGGCAGCACUUCCAGGACACCAAUGACCAGCUAAGGUUUGCAGCCAACCUCAUCUCUGGAGUGCUCAGCUACAAGGCUCUGCUGGACAGCCACUCUCUCCCUACGGACUCGGCCAAGGGCCAACUCUCAGGGCAGCCCCUCUGUAUGAAGCAGUACUACAGGCUCUUCUCCUCUUACCGGCUUCCUGGCCAUACCCAGGACACACUGGUGGCCCAGAAGAGCAGCGUCAUGCCUGAGCCUGAGCACGUCAUUGUGGCCUGCCGCAACCAGUUCUUUGUCUUGGAUGUUGUCAUUAAUUUCCGCCGUCUCAGUGAGGGUGAUCUGUUCACUCAGUUGAGAAAGAUAGUCAAAAUGGCGUCCAACGAGGAUGAACGCUUGCCUCCAAUCGGCCUGCUGACUUCAGACGGGAGGAGCGAGUGGGCCAAGGCCAGGAUGGUCCUCCUAAAAGACUCCACCAACCGGGACUCCCUGGACAUGAUUGAGCGCUGCAUUUGCCUGGUGUGCCUGGAUGUUCCUGGGACUGGGGAGCUCAGUGACACUCACAGGGCGCUCCAGCUCCUUCAUGGCGGAGGCUGCAGCCUGAAUGGAGCGAAUCGCUGGUACGACAAGUCCCUGCAGUUUGUGGUGGGCCAAGAUGGCACUUGCGGUGUGGUGUGUGAGCACUCCCCAUUUGAUGGCAUCGUCCUGGUACAAUGCACGGAGCACCUGCUGAAACAUAUGAUGAAGAGCAACAAGAAGCUAGUCCGAGCUGACUCAGUGAGUGAGCUCCCUGCCCCCAGGAGACUGAGGUGGAAAUGUUCCCCAGAAACUCAAGGUCACCUCGCCUCCUCGGCAGAGAAACUUCAAAGAAUAGUAAAGAAUCUGGAUUUCAUUGUUUAUAAGUUUGACAACUAUGGGAAAACAUUUAUUAAGAAGCAGAAAUACAGCCCUGAUGCCUUCAUCCAGGUGGCCCUCCAGCUGGCCUUCUACAGGCUGUAUCGGCAACUGGUGCCCACCUACGAGAGUGCAUCCAUUCGCCGGUUCCAGGAAGGCCGGGUGGACAACAUCCGAUCGGCCACACCAGAGGCUCUAGCUUUUGUGCAAGCCAUGACCGACCACAAGGCUGCCACGCUGGCUUUUGAGAAACUUCAGCUGCUAAAGUCAGCCAUCCAGGCCCAGACUGAGUACACAGUCAUGGCCAUAACCGGCAUGGCCAUUGACAACCACCUGCUGGCACUGAGGGAGCUGGCACGGGACCUGUGCAAGGAACCGCCUGAGAUGUUCAUGGAUGAAACAUACCUGAUGAGCAACCGGUUUGUCCUCUCCACCAGCCAGGUGCCCACAACCAUGGAGAUGUUCUGCUGUUAUGGCCCCGUGGUCCCCAAUGGCUAUGGAGCCUGCUACAACCCCCAGCCGGAGGCCAUCCUCUUCUGCAUCUCCAGCUUCCACAGCUGCAGAGAGACCUCUUCCGUGGAGUUUGCAGAAGCUGUGGGAGCAAGCCUUGCUGACAUGAGAGAUCUCUGCAGUGCACGGCAGCCUGCUGAAGGCAAGCCAGCAGCAACAAAGGAACACACUAGAGACCCAACCAGGGCAAACAAUCUUGACGCCGCCAGCCGCUAG